Striga asiatica is the source of this 348-nucleotide messenger RNA. The record is from the annotation of a GenBank genome assembly. NCBI's taxonomy places the organism in Eukaryota, Viridiplantae, Streptophyta, Magnoliopsida, Lamiales, Orobanchaceae.
AUGGAUCCGCCGGAGGGCAUCAUUGAUUCAUUUCAUUCAAUUCAUUCUCCCAGCGAAAGAGGAAUCCAGCACCAUGACAAGAAGCAAGGAAGCCAUGAGAGUCCUGGGUAUUGCGAGGAAGAUGAGGGAGGAAACGGAGCAUUCUGUUAUGAGGUUGAAGCAUGGUUGCAACCGAGGGCAAACCGAGUUUCAGCCUCUAGGGCUUCAGUCUCGGGUCUUUUGACCGUCGAACUCGGCCACCACAACAGACUGAAAAAACCGAUACUUGGCAGAACAUAUGCUUUUGUGGACAAGGGGUGUGAAAAUAUGUUAAACUCUAGCAUCUCUACUUGUUUGGUCUUAUGCGGU